GUUCCCCCGCCUCUCCUCUCGUCGGGCCGGACAUGGCAGUGACAGCGGAGCUGGGGGUACACGGAGCCGGGCCGCGCAGCAGGCAGGAACCGGACGGCGGGGAGAACAGGUGGCCGGUGGCCUUCCCUCCUUUGCAGCGCGGACUGUACUGAGGAGCCGUGUCGGCAGGCCGGGGAGAGCGGAGGACGGAGGGAGCCUGUGCCGCCCGCCCGGCAUGAGGAGCCCCCUGGUCCAGACCUAAGCCUGAACAGUUCUUAACAAAUGGAGAACUAUUUUGAGGAAGAAUCAUGCAACUUGGACAAAGUCUUAGAUGAGUUUGAAAAAAAUGAAGAUGAAACUGUUUCACCAAGGCUUCUGGAUGCUAAGUGGAAUCAGAUCCUCAAUCCACCUUCCCACCGUCUGUCGGAUAACUCGACAUUAGACAAUGUCACCAAGACGAUCAUUGAUAUUGAGGCUCACCUCAAAGACCGAUCACCCCGCCUGACACCUAAGACACCCUGUUCCAACGGAGAGAUCAAACAUCUAACCUCAGAGCUUUCCGUCAUGGUGACGGAAGGUACCAACAUGGCCGAAGACCAGCUGGCUGACCGCAAAGACCAGCCAGAAAAUGUUUGCAGUACCACCACUGUGCACUGUGGAGAGGAGUCCAUUUUAGGAGAUGUUACCCUUAAUAGUAGCUGUACUAACGGUUCUAAUGUGAGAAUGUGCUCAUCUCCUUGCAAUAGCCCUACAAGUAUGUCUCUUGAUAACUCUAAAAGCACACACAGCCAGAUUCUUGGUUUAGACUCAAAGCAGCCUCCACAAAACAGUACUGACUGUAAAACAGUGCUUAAUGCCUCGGAUGAUAAUGAAAUUAGUGUUUGUGCUACCAUGAAGGGACAGAACACUGUAAAUGUUGGUGUGUUCACAGAUGAUGGUGUUGAAGACCAUAAAAGUCCACCCAUUGAGUUUUCUCUGGAGUCUGAUGGUCUCCAGCUUUCUUCUAGUAUACUUGCUGUCCCCAACUUACAGACUGAAAAUAAGGAUCUCCGUCCGCCAGACAGUCUAGAUCUCUUUAGUGCUGCAACAGAAGAUACCAUUUGCAAUGAAAUGCAGCAGAAAACCUCCCUAUUUUUUUCUCUAGAAAACCAGCUUGCUAAUGAGUUUGCAUAUGAAGUCAGUCCAGCAGUCGUUGAUCAUCUUGUCCUAAAUGAUGUUCAAAAGGAUAGAUCUCCCAAACUCGUGGUGGAGCAUUUUUCAGAAUCUUUGGUAACCAAUGGGGACUUGAAUGCGACAAAAGUUAAAGAGAAUCGAGAAAAGAGCGAACUUUGUCUUGGAAGCAAUCAAAACAAAGAAUUGAGUAAUGAUGUCUUCUUGGACAGCUCUGUUAGUGUUGGCGCUGAGGACAGGAGCCUGGCUAAUGUUGAUGCAGUUGCAGACAUGUCAUUGUACAAUGGGUGUGAUUCCUAUGGAAUGCAGAACCCAAAUGUAGCUCGUAACCCAAAGAGUUUGCCGUCAAAAGAAGAUUCUGUGACAGAGGAGAAAGAAAUUGAAGAGUGCAAGUCUGAAUAUUACACCAGUGUUUACGAUCAGCAGAGGGAGGACGAUGCUCUUGAAGCAAGUGGACUUGUGCUGAACAUCAGUGGAGACCAAAUGAAGAACCACCUGCAUGGCCUCUGUGGCCAGGUGGCACCAGGGCAUGGGCAGACCUCAUCAAAACCGGCUGGCAGUAUGCAACCUCUAAGCGUCCCCUAUGGUGGAGCGCGUCCAAAGCAGCCAACUCAUCUGAAGCUGCAGAUUCCAAAGCCAUUAUCUGAUAUAUUAAAUAUUGACUUGGUUCCCCCCAAUGCUGGCUGCGGCUCCAAAAACAAAAAUGACCUGUUAAACAAGUCAAAUCAGAGUGAUAACAUGGUCUCAGAAGCAUUUCAUGAAGAAGCUUGUCUACGCAGCCCAGUUACUGAUGCAAAUGGUGACCUCCUAGGAGAUUAUAGGGGCCCCCACAGCCCGUGCCUUGCAGUGUCCCCAGAUAGCCCUGAUAAUGACCUCCUAGCUAGGCAGUAUAGAGUUUCUACCUCCAAGCCAUUCACAACACUAGGGGAGGUGGCUCCAGUCUGGGUCCCUGACUCUCAAGCACCAAACUGCAUGAAGUGCGAGGCUAGGUUUACCUUUACCAAAAGGAGGCAUCACUGCAGAGCAUGCGGCAAGGUUUUCUGUGCUGCCUGCUGCAGUCUCAAGUGCAAGCUACUAUACAUGGAUAAGAAGGAGGCCAGAGUGUGUGUUAUCUGCCACUCGGUGCUCAUCAAUGCUCAAGCUUGGGAAAACAUGCUCAGUGCAUCAGUGCAGAGCCCAAACCCAAACAACCCUGCGGAGUACUGCUCCACCAUCCCCCCUAUGCAGCAGGCCCAGGCAUCAGGUGCUCUCAGCUCCCCGCCUCCAACUGUUAUGGUGCCUGUGGGUGUUCUGAAGCAUCCGGGAACUGAAGGGUCACAGUCCAGAGAGCAAAGGCGAGUCUGGUUUGCUGAUGGUAUCCUACCUAAUGGAGAGGCCGCAGACGGAGGGAAAGCAAAUGCAGCACCUGCUGGAAACUUGACAGAUGAAAAUGAUGCCAACAAAUCCACCCCAAGCAACUCCCCUACUUUAGAGGCUGAGAAUAUAUCUGGAUUCUGUGGCAGUAUAACACAGGUGGGCAGUGCAAUGAACCUUAUCCCAGAGGAUGGUCUUCCCCCUAUCCUCAUCUCCACUGGAGUCAAAGGAGAUUAUGCAGUUGAGGAGCGUCCAUCCCAGAUGUCAGUCAUGCAGCAGCUGGAGGAUGGUGGUCCGGAUCCUUUGGUCUUUGUCUUAAAUGCAAAUCUUUUAGCAAUGGUGAAGAUUGUGAAUUAUGUGAACAGGAAGUGUUGGUGUUUCACCACGAAAGGCAUGCAUGCGGUUGGCCAGGCAGAGAUAGUCAUCCUGCUGCAGUGUUUGCCUGAUGAAAAAUGCUUGCCUAGAGACAUCUUCAGCCACUUUGUGGAGCUCUACAAAGAAGCUUUGGCAGGUAACAUGGUGGGGAGCUUGGGACACUCUUUUGUGAGCCAGAGUUUCCUGGGCAGCAAGGAACAUGGAGGAUUCCUGUAUGUGACACCCACGUAUCAGUCUUUGCAAGAUUUGGUUCUCCCUGCUCAGCCCUACCUUUUUGGAAUCCUCAUCCAGAAGUGGGAGACACCAUGGGCCAAGGUUUUUCCCAUGCGUCUUAUGCUGCGUUUGGGAGCGGAGUAUAGAUUGUAUCCAUGUCCGCUGUUCAGUGUCAGAUUCAGAAAGCCUCUGUUUGGAGAGACCGGCCACACAAUCAUCAAUGUCCUGGCUGUGAGUGUCCACACACCAGUCUGUCUUCAGCCUGAAGAUUUCCGCAACUACCAGUACACUCUGCCGGUGGUUCAAGGCUUGGUGGUGGAUAUGGAAGUCAGAAAAACCAGCAUUAAAAUUCCCAGCAAUCGAUACAAUGAGAUGAUGAAAGCCAUGAAUAAAUCGAAUGAGCACGUCCUGGCUGGAGGCACAUGCUUCAAUCAGAAGGCUGACUCUCACCUGGUGUGUGUGCAGAAUGAUGACGGCAAUUACCAGACGCAAGCCAUCAGUAUCCACAAGCAACCGCGUAAAGUGACUGGUGCCAGUUUCUUUGUCUUCAGUGGAGCCCUGAAGCCUUCAUCUGGGUUCCUAGCCAAGUCCAGCAUUGUAGAAGAUGGAGUGAUGGUCCAGAUCACAGCAGAAAGCAUGGAUGCCCUGAGACAAGCUUUGCGGGAAAUGAAGGAUUACACCAUCACAUGCGGGAAGGCAGAUGCCGAGGAGAACCAAGAACAUGUCUACGUGCAGUGGGUGGAGGAUGACAAGAACUUCAAUAAAGGAGUUAUCAGCCCUAUUGAUGGGAAAUCCUUGGAAUCUGUCACCAGCGUCAAAAUAUCCCACGGCUCAGAGUAUAAAGCAAAUGGGAAGAUUAUUCGCUGGAUAGAGGUAUUUUUCCUGGAAAGUGAGGAGCAACAGAGCGGCCUUAGUGACCCUGCUGACCAUAGCAGAUUAACAGAGAAUGUGGCCAAAGCCUUUUGUCUGGCACUAUGUCCACAUUUGAAACUCCUUAAAGAAGAUGGAAUGACGAGACUGGGACUGCGGGUCACUCUGGACUCUGAUCAGGUUGGAUACCAAGCAGGAAGCAACGGUCAACCUCUACCUGCUCGCUACACCCAUGACUUGGACAGUGCCUUGGUGCCAGUGAUUCAUGGGGGCACAUGCCAGCUGAGUGAGGGCCCGGUAACCAUGGAACUCAUUUUUUAUAUCUUGGAGAAUAUCUCAUAGGGAUGAAACAAGCAUCUCCUCACAAGCUGUCGCCAGCUGAAACAUUUGCACUUUAAUCAUGGAAGAUUCAUCUUUUUUUUUUUUUUUU
Rana temporaria (common frog) is the source of this 4390-nucleotide messenger RNA. RefSeq names its product zinc finger FYVE-type containing 9 (gene ZFYVE9). NCBI's taxonomy places the organism in Eukaryota, Metazoa, Chordata, Amphibia, Anura, Ranidae. Bases 262 to 4302 code for a protein of 1346 amino acids. The transcript is spliced from 18 exons. Gene Ontology annotation, molecular function: metal ion binding. Gene Ontology annotation, biological process: endosomal transport. Gene Ontology annotation, cellular component: early endosome membrane. The record is from RefSeq and is a predicted model, not a curated record.